AUGAGAGGGGCAAACCAGUCAAGUUUCUCCGAGUUCCUCCUCCUGGGGCUCUCCAGGCAGCCCCAGCAGCAGCAGCUCCUCUUCAUGCUCUUCCUGAGCAUGUACCUGGCCACAGUCCUGGGAAACCUGCUCAUCCUCCUGGCCAUCAGCAUGGACUCCCGCCUGCAUACUCCCAUGUACUUCUUCCUUAGCAACCUGUCCUUUGUGGACGUCUGCUUCUCCUCUACCACUGUCCCCAAGAUGCUGGCCAACCACAUACUUGGGAGUGAGACCAUCUCCUUCUCUGGGUGUCUCACACAGAUGUAUUUUGUUUUCAUGUUCGUGGAUAUGGACAAUUUCCUCCUGGCUGUGAUGGCCUAUGACCGCUUUGUUGCUGUGUGCCAUCCCUUACACUACUUAACAAAGAUGACCCCCCAGCUCUGUGCUCUGCUGGUUUCUGGGUCAUGGGUCAUUGCCAAUUUGAAUGUUCUGUUGCAUACCCUGCUGAUGGCUCGACUCUCAUUCUGUGCAGACAAUGACAUCCCCCACUUCUUCUGUGAUGUGACACCUCUCCUCAAACUCUCUUGCUCUGAUACAUAUCUCAAUGAGGUGAUGAUUCUCACUGAGGGUGCCCUGAUCAUGAUCACCCCGUUUGUUUGUGUCCUGGCUUCGUAUGUCCAUAUCACCCGUGCUGUCCUGAGAGUCCCAUCCACAAAGGGAAGGUGGAAAGCCUUCUCCACCUGUGGUUCCCACUUGGCUGUGGUUUCCCUCUUCUAUGGCACCAUCAUUGCUGUGUAUUUCAACCCUUUGUCCUCGCACUCAUCUGAGAAGGACACUGCAGCUACUGUGAUGUACACAGUGGUGACCCCCAUGCUGAACCCUUUCAUCUACAGCCUGAGGAACAGGGACUUGAAAGGGGCCCUGCAAAAAAUGAUUAGCAGGAAAACAUACUCUUACUGA
This is a messenger RNA of Equus quagga, 939 nucleotides long. Its product is annotated as olfactory receptor 1F1. Gene Ontology annotation, biological process: G protein-coupled receptor signaling pathway. Gene Ontology annotation, cellular component: membrane. NCBI's taxonomy places the organism in Eukaryota, Metazoa, Chordata, Mammalia, Perissodactyla, Equidae. The transcript has a single exon. The record is from RefSeq and is a predicted model, not a curated record. Gene Ontology annotation, molecular function: G protein-coupled receptor activity; olfactory receptor activity. The coding region runs from base 1 to 939 and encodes 312 amino acids.